Molecule: messenger RNA, 1224 nt
Organism: Trichomycterus rosablanca
Lineage: Eukaryota; Metazoa; Chordata; Actinopteri; Siluriformes; Trichomycteridae
Gene: gpr185b
Product: G protein-coupled receptor 185 b
Exons: 1
Coding region: 1-999 (332 amino acids)
Biological process (GO): regulation of metabolic process; adenylate cyclase-activating G protein-coupled receptor signaling pathway
Cellular component (GO): plasma membrane; cytoplasm
Molecular function (GO): G protein-coupled receptor activity
Source: RefSeq, a predicted model, not a curated record
AUGAUUCACUCUGUUGCAGCAGCAAUGAGCAACCAACUUCAAAACACCUCCUCCCUGAACACGGUAAGCAUGUGGAAUUUUCAGGAUGCCCGCAACUCGUCGCCGGUGCAAACCACAAACCUGCGGCCGCUUUUUGUGAGCCCCUGGGACAUUGCGCUGUGUGUGACCGGGACGCUUAUUUCCUGUGAGAACGCGAUCGUCAUCGCCAUCCUGUUCUACACACCGACGUUACGAGCCCCCAUGUUCGUCCUCAUAGGAAGUCUGGCUUUGGCGGACCUGCUGGGGGGCCUGGGCUUGAUCCUGAACUUUAUCUUCAUUUACAUGUUUAACACAGAGUUUGCAAUGCUGUUGUCGGUCGGGUUACUCAUUGCGGCAUUCUCCGCAUCCGUACUCAACAUCUUGGCCAUCACGGUGGACCGCUACCUGUCUCUUUACAACGCGCUGACCUACAACACAGAACGUACAUUGACUUUCACUUACCUGAUGGUGGUGCUCAUCUGGCUUGUUUGCAUCACUCUUGGCUUGCUACCUGUGCUCGGAUGGAACUGUCUCCAGGACGAAGCCCACUGCAGCAUCUGUCGCCCAGUCACAAAGAACAACGCUGUGGUGCUGGCAGUGACAUUCCUCCUUGUGUUUGCGCUGAUGAUGCAGCUUUAUCUGCAGAUCUGUAAGAUCGCCUUCCGUCACGCACAACAGAUUGCCGUGCAGCACCAGUUCAUGGCCAUCUCUACCACUAAAGGGGUGUCAACACUCUCUGCCAUUCUCUGCACUUUCGCUGCAUGCUGGAUGCCCUUCGCCAUGUAUUCAAUUGUAGCGGAUUCUAGCUACCCAAUGAUCUAUACGUACGCUACAGUGUUACCAGCGACGUGCAACUCCGUUAUAAACCCAAUCAUUUAUGCCUUCAGAAACCCAGACAUUCAGAAAUCCCUGUGGCUAGCCUGCUGUGGAUGCGUCCCGUCCAACUUCUCCCAACGGCCAAGGACAUCAAGUGACGUAUAGGUUAGAUCGCAUAAGAUUAUGAGCUACUAUUUAAGAGUCUACUGUGUAAGCGUGUACUACUUCACCUGCAGAGCGGGUAGAUCUCUGAUGGAAUUUUUUACUUAACUUAUUCGCAACAACAACAAAAAAAGAAAUUGUGAUGUAUAGUUCCCGGGAUUUAAAAUCUCAAACACAGCCCUUCACUAGAUGUAGGGAUCCGUGUCCACUGUAGUAUAAUGUAUAAGU